AAUAAACAGGUUGCCAAAAGAACGAUCCUCUCCACUAGAGAAGGUCGACCCAGCGUCAAUCAGUCCUCGACGGUUGCUCUCCACAUGAGUGACCACAGCGUUGUCUCGGCAGACCAAUCGGUGGCAGAGUCGACCUCUCGAUUGCCUGCCGAGAUACUGCACCUCAUUCUGGAUGCCUACAACUCGUCGCGGCUCAAGGAACUCGAAUACGAUCGUCGACAAGCGAGCAAAGAGAGAAUCCCCGUAUGGCCCGUGCUACCCAUCCUUUUGAGCUGCAAGCUCUUAUCGGGGAUGUUCUUACCCAAGCUCUACAGUCAUACCGUCAUCCUGUGCCACGGUACCCUCUUCUCCUUCCUGAACGACCCGGCCUACGAAUCCUAUGAGCACUUGCGAUGCCUAGAGGUCCGUAAUACCCACCCAUCUGGCCCAUUGCACAGGAGAGGCACUCCCGGACAUGUGAUGGACUUUUGGAUGUUCCAAAUUCUAUCGGAGGAUGAGGGAAGGGAGGAAUACAAGAAACGCUUUCACAGACCAGAUUGGUCGAACGGUCAUCUGCCCCGAGUCGACCUGGUGAAACUGGAUGCCGAGGAUAGACGUUAUAUCAAGCUUGUCCUCGCUCUCUUCGACGUUCGCCAUCUCACGUACAUGGGUUUCGCUACUACCGAGGACGAAUCAGUCGCGAUGCCUUUGGACUUGUGCGAGACGACGACACUCGUCUGCCCUCCGGACUCGUGGUUCUACUUGACCAAGCGCUGGGAGACGACGCCAAUGAUACACGACCCUGCUGAACUCGAUCGCCCCUUUUGGACGUUGAACAGGCCCUUUAUCCCUUAUCAUGAGCGUAGAUAUAACGUAACCAUACUACUCGGUCUCAAGGGAGUUCCGCUGUUCGAAAGCAGCACGCUCCCGGACCACGAGCGAGGCCGGGCAGCUUUCUGCUUGUCUUACAUAAUCCGACAAUUCUGCCGGUCCACAGGAAUAGGAACACCUUUCGACUUUACCGUGGGACCGUUCCUCGGUCGGGCCGAGAGCGUGCCAAAGGAUCAUACAUGGUGCUUUGGAAGUCGAGUCCCCGAUGACAUCGAGGAAGGGGGAUAUACCGUGCGGUUCAGAAGCGAAUGUGACUGUGGCAAUGGAGACGUCACACACUUCUGGGAUGGCGCUUCGGAAGACUUGCUCUACGAGAUUGAGCGACGUGACCAAGAAUCAGAUUAUGGCGACGGAGACUGGGUUUACGGGGCUUUGGGACUAUGAGUAGCCGAAGAUAUGUGGCGUCACGCUGCAACGGGGAAUCGCACCGUUUGCCAUUUUGUUACGGUUGGCCCAUGGGCUUUGGCGGAGCUGCG
This is a messenger RNA of Filobasidium floriforme, 1346 nucleotides long. RefSeq lists its product as uncharacterized. The transcript is spliced from 4 exons. The coding region runs from base 85 to 1254 and encodes 389 amino acids. The record is from RefSeq and is a predicted model, not a curated record. NCBI's taxonomy places the organism in Eukaryota, Fungi, Basidiomycota, Tremellomycetes, Filobasidiales, Filobasidiaceae.